Messenger RNA from Parnassius apollo (apollo), 528 nucleotides. Lineage: Eukaryota; Metazoa; Arthropoda; Insecta; Lepidoptera; Papilionidae. The record is from the annotation of a GenBank genome assembly.
AUGUCUCUUUGUGAGCACAUACUGGGCUGUGGUCACACACUUCCAAGAGACAAUUGGUAUACAAACUUGGAGCUGGCCAGUGAACUACUCGAUAAGAACACUCAUUUGGUAGGUACUUUGAGGAAAAAUAGAGGAGGUUGUCCGAAAGCAGUAAUAGACACCAAAUUAAAACCUGGCGAAGUAAUAGCUAUGGAGAAUGAACGAGGGAUAUGCGUAUUGAAGUGGAAGGACAAAAGAGACGUGCUGAUGUUAUCCACGAAACAUUCUAAAAAACAUUCUAAAAUAACUAAAAAGGGUAAAGUAAUUCGCAAACCAACAAUGGUCUUAGCCUACAACGAAAUAAAAAGCGCAGUUGAUAUGAGUGAUCAAAUGCCGCAUAUUUCUUUACGUAACACGGUUAAGUCGUAUAAAAAAUUAGGAGCAGAACUUAAUAUAUUGAAUACAGCUAUUGUUAAUGCAAGGGUUAUGUACAACGAAAAUAAAAAAAGUGAAAAUAUAGUACGGUUUAGAAGAGAGUGGAGUAAUUAG